UCAGGCUCCUCAAAAAAUAUCCAAAUUGGCGGCCAUGAUGCAACUCUUUGAAGCCUGAAACCACACAAAACCUCAAGGAGAGUCCGUAGUUGUCCAAAAAAAUCCUUGUGAAUUGUCCAAACCGACCGUUAGCUGACAUAACAUUCAAAUUGUAGUCAUUUCCUCAGUGAGCAAAAUACAGUUGCUGACUUGCUGUAAAGCUAUCUACAGUGCUUGCCAACGUACGCGUUUAUCAAGUUGAUUGUGGGUUGAAGGAGCAAGACAAGAGUGCACGAAAUUGGAGUAUAAAAAACAAGUAGCCCUUCAAUAUCCAACUAAUAUUUUGGAUCGCUUGAGUGAUCACAUCAGAUACCGGCCGGCGAUCAGAGGAGAUAUCAGGCUAAAGUCCCAGCUUAAUUUCAGGCUGUAGAAUCGAUGGUGUUUUUUCCAUCUUUUCAUGAUGGAUUGUCCAGAAUAAUAUCGACAAUCAAGGGCAGAAACUCUCAAAAAGAUACUGGAAAGGAAGCUGCAGAAGCUUUGGCAAAGGAUGCGAGGAAGAACGAGUUGAUGUUGAGCUCCUCUGGCAAUGUUAAGUCUAGUAAGUCAGAUAAUUUUGCAUCGGUCUGCUCCAAGAGAGGGCAAAAAGGAAUUAAUCAGGAUUCUUCUGUUGUGUGGGAGGGAUUCGGGAGUCAAGAUGAUAUGAUCUUCUGUGGCAUUUUUGAUGGGCAUGGACCAUGGGGCCAUUUCGUUUCAAAAAAAGUUAGAGAAUCUGUACCCUCUUUGUUGCUGUGUAACUGGCAAGAAAACCUUGCAUUGACAUCGCUUGGCAUGGACUUCGAGAUGGAUUUGGAUAGAAACCUUCACCAAUUCGAUAUUUGGAAGCAGUCCUACCUAAAGACUUACGCUGCCAUUGAUCAGGAACUUAAGCAGAAUCGCAAGAUUGACUCCUUUUUUAGUGGGACUACGGCCGUAACAAUCAUUAAACAGGGUGAGAAUCUUGUUAUAGCAAAUGUUGGUGAUUCUCGGGCUGUGCUGGCGACCACUUCCAUUGAUGGCAGUUUGGUUCCACUUCAGCUUACCAUCGAUUUUAAGCCUAAUUUACCUGAGGAGGCUGAAAGAAUAACACAGUCGAAGGGUCGAGUGUUUUGCCUGCAUGACGAGCCAGGGGUUUAUAGGGUCUGGAUGCCAAACGGCAAGACUCCAGGACUAUCAUUAUCAAGAGCCUUUGGAGACCACUGCGUAAAAGAUUUUGGGCUCGUUUCGGAACCAGAUGUGACACGAAGAAACAUAUCAAGCAGAGAUCAGUUCGUCAUUUUGGCGACUGACGGGGUAUGGGAUGUGAUUUCCAACCAAGAAGCAGUGCAGGUUGUUUCUUUGACACCAGAUAGGGAAGAAUCAGCUAAAAGACUGGUGGAAUGCGCAGGCCGUGCAUGGAGGUGCAAGAAAAAAGGGAUUGCCAUGGAUGAUAUCUCAGCCAUAUGUCUCUUCUUCCACCCUUCACCGUCUCAACAGAUCGACCCUCAACUGAUCUCCUCACAGGCUGACAUGAUGAACGCUUUGUAAAGCAAUGCCUUCAACUACUCUGGUAGUUGUUGUAUGUGUAAUUGUGAAGAAGCAUUAUGGACCCAGAAUUUUACACGUCUGAGAAUUGAGUAAAAGAGCACACCUCCUUCAAUCGCUCUA
Molecule: messenger RNA, 1662 nt
Organism: Populus nigra (black poplar)
Lineage: Eukaryota; Viridiplantae; Streptophyta; Magnoliopsida; Malpighiales; Salicaceae
Product: probable protein phosphatase 2C 34
Exons: 6
Coding region: 415-1542 (375 amino acids)
Biological process (GO): protein dephosphorylation
Molecular function (GO): protein serine/threonine phosphatase activity
Source: RefSeq, a predicted model, not a curated record